CUCUCCUGUCUCCUCCUGAGCUCUCUCAAGGUCAGUUUCUCUGCCUCUCGCCGUCUCGCUUUGAGAAUUAAGAUGAUGCUAGGAUUUAAUUAGCAGAAAGUUGUUAGAUUUUUGUGAACCACAAUGUUCUUAACUAGGGUUUUUGGGAAGGCCCUAUUUGGUGCUGCAGCCAAAUCCGAGGCCUCGGUUGCCGCAGCUGCUGCAUUUUCUACUGCUGCACGCAACCCGCUCGAGGAAUUCUUUGAGGCUGAUAGAAAACCAGAUGAUGACACGCCUGUUGUCUAUGGUCGGAGUUGGAAGGCUUCUGAACUGCGUCUCAAGUCUUGGGAUGAUCUUAAUAAGCUCUGGUAUGUUCUUUUGAAAGAAAAGAACAUGCUGAUGACUCAGCGACAGAUGCUGAAUGCUCAGAACUUGAACUUUCCCAGUCCCGAGCGUAUUUCAAAGGUACGCAAGUCGAUGUGCCGAAUCAAGCAUGUCCUAACUGAGAGGGCCAUUGACGAGCCGGAUCCGAGGAGGUCCGCUGAGAUGAAGAGGAUGGUCAAUGCCUUAUAACUUUCAACUUAGUGUUGGGUUUUCAUCUUGAUUCGAGCUUCUGUCCUCGAUUCUUUGCUAGGUGCCUAGGUCCUUUGCCUCUCUACAUUAUGGAUGAUUUGGCUGUGACAUGUCGCCUGUAUUUCUGUCUUUUGAGGCGUUUCUAAAUGGAGAAAUAAGCCAUUUUUGACCGAAAUAUCAUUAUAUGAGGUGCCGAUUUGGAUUC
Molecule: messenger RNA, 757 nt
Organism: Salvia hispanica
Lineage: Eukaryota; Viridiplantae; Streptophyta; Magnoliopsida; Lamiales; Lamiaceae
Biological process (GO): mitochondrial translation
Cellular component (GO): mitochondrial ribosome; mitochondrial large ribosomal subunit
Molecular function (GO): structural constituent of ribosome
Source: RefSeq, a predicted model, not a curated record